AUGGAGAUUCCAGAUGUGAGGCUUCCUGGGCAGAACAACUGCAUCCCGCUGGUCGACCCCUUCACCAGCGAGAGCCUGGAUGUCUCCACCUCGGUGCAACACCUCAUCUCACUACACCGAGCCGUCAUGGUGGUCCUACCCCUGAGCCUGGUCCUGCUUGUGUGCGGUUGGGUCUGUGGGCUGCUCAGCUCCCUGGCCCAGAGCGCGCCUCUGCUUCUCUUCACUGGCUGCUACUUCCUGCUGGGGGGUGCCCUGACCCUGGCAGGGGUCAGCGUCUACAUCAGCUACUCGAACUUGGCCUUCACAGAGACGGUGCGGCAGUAUGGCCUACAGCACGUGCAGGGCGUCCGUGUCAGCUUCAGCUGGUCCGUGGCCCUGGCCUGGGGCUCCCUCGCCUCGGAGGCUCUCAGUGGCGCUCUGCUGCUCACAGCAGCAUGGGCCCUCAGCCUGAGCUGGCAGCCAGGCCCCCCACCCUGUGGGCGUCUGAGUCCUCAGCAGGCGGGCAGGGCGGGGGAGAGGGUUGUUUCCCUUUGUGUCUCCUGGGAUGGGUGGUCAGAGCCCAAGCCCCUCGAGAGGCUACUGGCGGGAAGCCGGGAGACCCUUUCAUGGGCUCUUUAG
Molecule: messenger RNA, 618 nt
Organism: Carlito syrichta (Philippine tarsier)
Lineage: Eukaryota; Metazoa; Chordata; Mammalia; Primates; Tarsiidae
Gene: TMEM235
Product: transmembrane protein 235
Cellular component (GO): apical plasma membrane
Source: RefSeq, a predicted model, not a curated record